UUGAUCUGAACUUCCUUAAUAAAACGGUCCACGAUUUUCUCACUUUUUUGUACCUCCCUCUCUUCUUUCCACCCAAAAAACAAAAACAAAAUCAAAUAAAAAAAAGAAACGCUUGCGCUCUGUCUUUGUUUUGGCGCAAGCAAUGGAGCAGAAAAUCUGACGCUAUAUUUUCUUUAGAAAAUGAAAGAAAAGAGAAGAAAAAGAAGUGGGCUUUGAAAAGCUUUAUCAUCUUGUCUAUUGGCACUUCUAUUUUUUUUAUUUACUUUCAUAUACUAUCGGAUAUAUAUUAUUCAAAAUCUUAGCUUUUUUGCAAAGAGGGAAUAAAGUUGGUAGAUUUGUAGAUUUUGCAGUGCCAAGUGUUUUACGUUGCUUUGCACAGCUUAUUAAUUUUGGGGGGAGAAAAGCAGUAGAUAUCUAGAAAGUCUGUAAGCAACCUAUGCAUUCACACCUUCUACUUGGAUCACCACACUUAGAUGGACAGUUCCUUUCCAGAAGAAAGCUGUGAGCAAACUGACCAAUACCCCUUGCUAAUGGAACGAGUGGAAAGCCUUAGAGAUCAAGAGCACAUUAUUGACAUAACAAGGCAUGAUGAUGCUUCAUCACACUUAUCUCCGGAAGAGCAACCUUCUGGAGUGAACUUAAUACAAAGUGAACAUAGACCUUCAAGUAGCACACAAGCUCCCACUAAUCAGACUUCUUCUUUCUCAAACAGAUUGAACUCUAGGAAUUCAUCAUUCAUGAGAAGUGCUGGGUAUGAUCGUCGUCAUAGGAGCCCUUUAAAUUCUGGAUUAUGGAUUUCUGUUGAGUUAGUUGUCACUGUCAGUCAGAUUAUAGCAUCUAUUGUUGUUCUGUCAUUGUCAAGAAAUGAAAAGCCACAAGCUCCAUUGUUUGAAUGGAUUGUUGGUUAUGCAUCUGGUUGUGUUGCAAUACUUCCUAUUCUUUAUUGGCGCUUUCAUAACCGCAAUCAGGGUAUCGAGCAAGAUUCAUCACACUCACGUCAAGGUUCUUCUCAUGGCAAUCUCAGCGAGACUACACCCUAUACAGCUGUCUCAGUUACUCAAGCUUCAGAUGAGGAGAAUAAUCACAUCACUGAAUCAGCAACAAGGAACGCUGAGAUAGCAGGAACUUUAAGUACAAGGCUCAAUGGAUUAGUAGACCAUUUCAAGAUGGCCCUAGAUUGUUUUUUUGCAGUGUGGUUUGUUGUGGGCAAUGUGUGGAUAUUUGGAGGUCACUCAUCUCCGUCUGAUGCUCCUAAAUUGUACAGAUUAUGUAUAGUGUUCCUUACUUUUAGCUGUAUUGGAUAUGCCAUGCCAUUCAUACUAUGUGCAACAAUUUGUUGCUGCUUGCCUUGCAUAAUUUCUGUCCUUGGUUUUCAAGAGGAUUUUUCACAAACUAGAGGAGCCACCAUGGAAUCUAUAAGCGCAUUGCCAACCUACAAGUUUAAAUACAAGAAAACUGGAAAUGUAAAUGAUCAGGAAAAUUCUGCUGGUGAAGGUGGAGUCCUGGCCACAGGUACAGCAAAGGAACGUGUGAUAUCAGGGGAUGAUGCAGUUUGUUGUAUUUGCUUGGCAAAGUAUGCAGACAAUGAUGAGCUGAGGGAGCUGCCGUGCAUCCACGUCUUCCAUGUGGUGUGUGUAGAUAAAUGGUUGAAAAUCAAUGCAUCCUGUCCCCUAUGUAAAAAUGAGAUCGGUGAGAGCAGCAGGGCUUCACCAUUAGCAAUAGCUAGAGGCUCAAAUUAACAGAAUAGGAAGAGGAUGGACUAGGAACCAGUUGAAAAUGGGGCAAUGUCUUAAAUAUUUUGGUGCUCAGCUCCUGCUGCUGUUGCAAAAUCCUUGAAGAUCUUUACUUUGUUCUUCAGAUUCAGUUCCGCAUGGCCAUGCACCAGAUACAAAUAUGAAGUCAAGUCUAUCAUCAAGCCAAAAAGUUUGCAGUGCUACGCUAUUAAGAGAUUAUUUCUUCAGGCUACCUCUCUUGUUCUUUUUUCCCUCCACUGUUUAUAUUUUGCUCUUUCCUUGCCACGAAAUUAUUUUGAUCGUUACCGUCUUGGGUACUGCAUCUGCUCUUCACCAUGUUGUACGUAAAUCGGAAUUUUCCAAACUAAGAUUUGAAUAUUUGGUGGUUUCCAAACUAAAGUUUGAAUUUUUGGUGGCUCUGCUGUACUUGACUUGACGAUGAAAAUUUCUUCUUUCAUCAUAUAUGAUAGUAGAAAAAUCAUCUUUAUAAUGAAGAUACUUGGUCCAUCUCUUACUUGGAUUUCGUUAUCAAAUUGUUAGGAAUAAUAACAGGUCGGAUUAAGGCAUCCUCUAAGUCGGUUUAGGUAGUAUGGGUUUGGGUAGUAAGAUUAGAGCAUCUUAAAAGUCGAUUUGGAUAGUAUGGUUUGGAUGGUAUUCCGAUAAUAAAAUAUUAUAAUUCAUUAUAGGUUGGCAUAAAGUUCGGAUAGUGUUUUAUGGGUACUAAUUAUACGAAA
This is a messenger RNA of Durio zibethinus, 2467 nucleotides long. RefSeq names its product E3 ubiquitin-protein ligase At1g63170-like. The record is from RefSeq and is a predicted model, not a curated record. Gene Ontology annotation, molecular function: zinc ion binding. NCBI's taxonomy places the organism in Eukaryota, Viridiplantae, Streptophyta, Magnoliopsida, Malvales, Malvaceae.